AGCAACUUGAUCUUUUUAACUCAUUCUGCGUUAAAAGUCUUACGAGAGUGCAUCUUACGUCAUCAACGCGCGCUCUCACCACAACACACUUUUCAUUUUCUGCCUUUAUUUGAAUAUUUUCCUUUUUUGGUUCUGUGACUAUUUCUAGUGUAGUGUAGUUUCAAGUGAUACUAUGGAUUAUCAAUUAAUCUCAAGAAGAAAGUAAUUUCGAAAUGCAAGGCAUUGUCUUCAUGCCCCAAAAUUCUCAAGGCUUGCUGCCACCAUCCAACAAUUUAGAAAUGGAAGUGGCCCCCAAACCAAACUUAAUCACCAAAGAAAAGCUGUACAACCAAAGCACCAGAAGCGAUUCGGGAAUAUUCUCCACGACCAACACCACCAUAGAGCAUAACUCAGAAGACAGUGAUAACAGGAGCGAUUGCAGCAGUCCGGAAAGAAAAUACGUCUGCCCUAUAUGCGAUACGAUGUUGACGUCACAACACGACUUCACUUUACACAUACGAUCCCAUAAUAACGAAGCCGAGGUUCAGGAUAAUGAAAAGGGGUUCACCUGCAGAAUCUGCAACAAAGUUCUGUCCUCUAGUUCGAGCUUGGAUCGCCAUGUGCUUGUUCAUAGUGGGGAGAGGCCUUUCCACUGCAAGUACUGCGGUGAUACCUUUACAACAAAUGGAAAUAUGCAUCGGCACAUGAGAACACACUCGAAUAAACCGGAGAAUUACGAAAGCGACGGAAGCACUGAUAGCAACGUUAGCAGCUCUAAAAGCACCGAAUUUAAUAACAAUAAAAUUGAAAAGAAACGUAAGCUCGAAGUUGUCAUCGAAGAAACCAACAAAAAACCUCGGCAAGACGAAAUUUUCAAGUGCCCAGUGUGCGAAAGAUCAGACUUCAAUACCAUAGCAAACUUGGAGAUGCAUUUGGAAGACAACCACCCAGACUACCCCGCUAAGUGUAAUCAAUGCAACCAAACAUUCCCGAAUAACAAACUUCUAUUAAACCAUAAAGUUACAGCUCAUGAAAGCAGCCCAAGUAAAACACCCAUUAUGGGCUUCAAGGAUCUUACUUUUGUAGAUUUCUCCAGUCAAAAAUUCCCGCAUAUCGCUCGCUACGAAUGCGAAAUGAACAUACAUAAAGCCGCGAGUGGGUUGAAGUUUCAAUGCCACAAAUGUUUCAGAGCUUUCCCGUGCUCCAGCUCUCUGGAAAUCCACGAUAAAGAUUGCGGUUUUAUAGGUAAUGGUUUGGAUUUAUCUAGGACUUCCAUACCAGAGUCUGACAUCAAAAGGAUGGAGUUUUUUAAAAGGUUAAACCUACAGGAUAACUCCCCCGAGAAAUAUAUGCCUGCAGUGGAACCUAACAAGCUUAGAGAACAGCUAGUCAAAGCUAUAACUGAAAACCCCAAAGAUCUUGCUGAUAUACAAUCAAUUCUAUCGAAUAUCAACCUAAAGCAGUUUCAAAAACAAAAUGAACUACGAUUGGCACCCUCCAACAAACCACCAAUGGAUAUUUCUCCUGACAACAACAAGAACGAUCAAGAGGAAGAAACUCAAGAUCAAUUCGCAGUAGAGUUCCGUAAAAUGAAACUACGUGGUGAAUUUCCUUGCAGAUUAUGCACAGCAGUUUUCCCAAACCUACGUGCCCUCAAAGGGCACAACAGAGCCCACUUAAAUGGCAACAACAACGGUACAUAUCACUGCAACAUGUGCCCACAUUCGUCAAUUGACAAAGCUGCUUUAAUCAGGCAUAUGAGAACGCACAACGGUGAUAGGCCCUAUGAAUGUUCCAUCUGCAACUAUGCUUUUACCACCAAAGCAAAUUGUGAAAGGCACUUACGAAAUAGACAUUCCAAAACCACCAGGGAAGAUGUAAAGAAGUCUAUAAUAUACCACCCAUCUGAAGAUCCAACCAACGAAGACUUGAACAAGCUUGCAGCCAAAGAUGACUGUAAGAAGUUAAAUAUAAGUUGUUCCACUGAUGGAGGCGAUAUAACUCCAGAAAAAGUACAUUGUUCCACACCAAAAUUGGACACACUAAAGUCUUUAUCCGAGAUGAAACCCGAUAUUCAAGCUCCACUACCUUUAUUCCCAGACUUACAAUCUUUCAAACACUUACAGAUGCCUAUUAAUAAGGAACCAAAGAUGUUUAACAAUAUCAACGACAUAAUUCGCAACGAAAACUUACGAUCCUUAAAAGAACACAAGCUACAGUUCAAUGGUUUGCUUCAGCCACAAUUCUAUGCGCAAAAUUUGCACCAACUUCCACAAAACUUAACAAAAAUCCAAGUUAAGAGCAUCGAAACCUUGAAAGACAACCAAUACAACAGUAACAAUAAUUCUGAAGACGAAUACGUGGAUGAGGAAGAAGAUGAGGAAGAACCAAUGGAUUUAGUGUUGGAUUUAAGUAAGAAGAAGAUGGAUGAGGAUAAGAAGAAAGUAGAGGAAAAAGUGCAUGAAGAAAUCCCACAAGAUUUAACGAAGAAAAUUCCAUUUAAACCUCCGUACUUCCCCGCUGAGAUUUUGGCUGCACAACAACUAUUAAAAACUCAACCAAAGAUUGAUCCAGCAGCUUUGUAUCAGGCUACGCAGUGGGCCAAUAUGUACAGAAAUAGUUUUUCUGGAUUGGGAGGACUCAAUUUUCCUAUUAAUCCUUUAUUAUUCCCGUCGCUUCCGAAUCCUUUAACAACACCAAAUACUGAGGAUUUAAAAAAUAAAAUGCGAAUGCAAAUGUGUGGUGGAUCGAUGAUUAACGAGUUUAAAGCUUUGCAGAAUAUGCAAGCAUCGAGAUUCAACUUGGGUUUUAAUGGUUUUAAAAUGAAUGAAGCUAAUAAACAAGAGUUAAAACAAGAUAGUUACCCUGUACCAAAGAAACCCGAAGAAAUGAAACCACUGAAUGUGGAUACAAGUUUUUCCGAUAGUAUGUCCAAAAUGCAUAGCCCCAUUUCACAAGGCAAAGCAGACAUAAUACAGUCACCAAACUCCGUUAAAAUGGUCAUCAAAAACGGUGUAUUAAUGCCUAAACAAAAACAACGAAGAUACAGAACCGAACGUCCUUUUACCUGCGAACAUUGCUCAGCGAGAUUUACUCUACGUUCGAACAUGGAGAGACAUAUUAAACAGCAACAUCCGCAAUUUUGGUCACAAAGGCAGCGGGGACAUGUUGGCAACCCUGGGCGCAAAGCGCAAGGGGUGCCAAUCAAACCAAACUUUUGCGAUCUCAGCAUUCCAAACUACGAGGUCAAAAGUUAUGAUAUCGAAGAAGUUAAAGACCAAAUCAGUGAUAAAUUAAAGUUUGCGAUUUUGGCGCAACACUUAAGAGUCAAGCAAGAAAAUAAAAAAGAGGAAGACGAAGAAGCACCUUUAGUCAUAGAUGAGAAUGAAGGUAAAGAUAUAAAGACUGAAGAAAACCAAAGAGAGUACACAUCGAGCAACAUUUUGGAGGAAAAGUUAAAGGAAUUGAAAGCCAAGUGCAAAAACGAGAAAUUGAAGAAUGAAGAGGAUCUGGUGCCGGUUUCCAGACUUCUUGAUAACGCUUCUCAACAGCAGUUCAAAGAAUACUUCAAGAGGGACAAUGAAGAGCACGAAGUUGGAGCCAAUUCUGAAGAGGAUGAAGAUGGUUUGGUAGCCAGUGGGAGCACUAGUGAGGGGAAUAUUUCUGGCACAGAUGAAAACAGAUCAGAAUCUGAUACCACAGUCCCGGUAAAGAAAAAAUCCGCUUACUCCUUGGCACCGAACAGAGUAAGCUGCCCUUAUUGCAGCAGAAAAUUCCCGUGGACAUCCUCUUUGAGACGCCACAUCUUAACCCACACUGGUCAGAAACCCUUUAAGUGCAGCCAUUGCCCGCUUCUAUUUACAACUAAAUCAAACUGCGAUCGUCAUCUGUUACGCAAACAUGGCAACGCUGCUACAACAAUUACCAACGAAAGUGUUAACAAUAAUAACAACAGUAAUUAUUUGAUGAGGAAUGUUCCUGAAAGGCCUUUUAAGUGCUCCAGUUGUCCCAGCAGCACCUUUUCGACGUAUUCCAAUCUAAAGAAACAUAUCAGUUGUAAGCACUCAACUAACGCUCAGGGUGACGAUAUCAAAGCUCAAGGUUACGAGGCAGGGAGCUCGGAGGACGAAAAAAUGACGAAUGCCGAAAAAAACGACUGGGAAACACAGCUGUCUUUCAAUAAAUUACCCAUAAACAACGAUAACAAUCAAGUUGGAAAUUCGGACUUACCAUUCAAAUGCCACUUGUGCGAAGGGUCGUUUAGCGAACGUCAAGACGCCUUGGACCACAUCAAAAACAAACACGCCUCUGAAUACGACUUGCUGAUGUCAAAAAACGCUUUGGACACGUCUGCGACCACACCAGAUGACGUGACACACAAUGAAGAUGACGAUAACGAAAUUCGCGGUAAAUUCCCGGAUUAUUCCAACAGGAAAGUCAUCUGCGCGUUUUGUAUGCGCCGGUUUUGGUCCGCUGAAGAUCUGCGUAGACACAUGCGCACUCAUACAGGCGAGCGCCCGUUCAGCUGCGACAUCUGUAAGAGACGGUUCACACUAAAGCACAGCAUGCUGCGUCAUAGGAAGAAACAUAACCUCAAAUCCGAUGGGGAGGUUAACUAUGAUGAGUUGAAUACUGAUGAAGAUAUCAAUGUUGGGUAUGAGAGUUUGGUAAAUAAUGAUCACGAAAAUAAUGUAAGUGAAAGUGAUUGCAAUGAGAGUGGUGAUUUGAUCACUAAUUUGUUAGGUUUAGGGGAUAAAUCUAUCUUAGAUAGAGUGCUGGGUGCCUCUGCUGAUGAUGCGGCUAAAUUAUUGGGGGUUAAGAACGGGGUUAAAGAAUAAUUAUUGUUUUUAUUAUGUUGGGGUUAGGGAUAUUUAUUAUUUUUGAAAUUUAUUAUUAUUGAAUUGUUAUUUAUUUUUUGCAGAAAUAUAAAAUUUCGUUUAGGUGUAUAAUAUGUAAAUUCUUGGAUUUAGUUUUGCUUAGGUCUGUGUAACAUUCCAAGUCUAGUCAGUUACUAUUUUAGGCAUUUAAAAUUGUAGAAAUUAAAUGAAAAUCGAAUGAGUAUAGACUAGUUACAAUUGUAAUAUACCCCUUAUAUUUAAUAUGUUUUGUAUAUAACAAAUUAUAAUACGGUCUAGAAAACCAAAUAUUUAGUUUGUAAAAAAGCGACGUAAACGAUUUUAUAAAUUGUUUUCGUCGAUCCUACCAAGUCUAAAACGUACUAAGCCUUAAAACAUGAAAAAGUGUCUUAAAUUUGCCUUCAGGCUUACAUAUAACACUGUAAAUGUAAAGUAAGCAAUAUUAUAUAAUUAGAACUAUUUUUACACUGAAAUGCAAGUUUGAGACUAAAAUUUUGUAAAUAUAUUGUUAAUUUUUGACUUUAUCGAAAUUUUAUUUAUAGGGAAAAAAUCAAAAUUAUUUUAAGUCAAUCUCAAAUUUGCAUUCAUUUUUUGAAAGCACUGUGUGUAUGGUUAGCAAUUUAGAAAUACGGUUUUGCAGUGAGAUUUUAUAUAAAUUUAGUACGUUUAAUAUUAACGAAUUAACAAUUUGUCGAAUAUUAAACAGUUUUAGGUAUAUGCACGAUUUUUUAUUUGUACAAGCACUUUCAUAAUAAUUUUAGUAUGGUAUUUUCCCACAUUCACGCUGUGUCUUAAAAAAGUAAUAGCUAAGAAAUACUUAAGCGUAUUUCGAAUAAAGCUAAAUUUAUCAAUUUAUAAGCAAUGAGUGAAAAAUAAUAUUUGUAGAAUUAAAGUGUUUUAUCUGGUUGUUAAAUUGCGGUUUAUGUCAAUUUUUUUCUUAUUAUAAUUAUUAUUAAUUUAUUUUUAAUAAUUUG
This is a messenger RNA of Brassicogethes aeneus, 5809 nucleotides long. NCBI's taxonomy places the organism in Eukaryota, Metazoa, Arthropoda, Insecta, Coleoptera, Nitidulidae. The record is from the annotation of a GenBank genome assembly.